Caenorhabditis elegans is the source of this 517-nucleotide messenger RNA. RefSeq lists its product as uncharacterized. The transcript has 5 exons. The record is from RefSeq and is marked reviewed. NCBI's taxonomy places the organism in Eukaryota, Metazoa, Nematoda, Chromadorea, Rhabditida, Rhabditidae. Bases 268 to 459 code for a protein of 63 amino acids.
GCUACCUCGGACAUGGUUGGCCCAACAUUUUCUUUUAUAUUUUGCUAAUUUUCUAUUUGAAUUUUAAAUAAUAAAAAUAAUAAAUAUUAAAAAUAAUUUGCUUCGAGGAUGUGAACCCUUAAGAAUUUCAAAAUGCUUCAGCUUCCUGAUGCACGCAGUAUGCGACAGUGCCAGUUUCUGCGUUGGGAUCGUCUGAAAAGUGUAAGAGUGAGUACAAAAACGGAGGGUGUGGGUGGCUGAAUGAUAAUAUUGGUAACAAGUUUCGGCAUGGUUUUCCGUGAAUCUGAAGCAAAAGCUUCGGCUAUGGCCGCAGGAACAGAAAUAAGGAUUGGUGAGCUUCACUCAGUACGGAAUAGGACUAGCUUUUGCUUCGGCAUCGUCUUCGUUAAAAUCCAGAGCACUUCAACGUGGGAAGUACGAACAAGUACGAACCCCCAACUGAACUCCAAUAAUUUUUGAAUUUUUAUAUUUCUCUAUUAAAUUAUGGUAUGUUUUCUGUAAUGUAAAUAAUUUUUUU